Messenger RNA from Paramuricea clavata, 2782 nucleotides. The record is from the annotation of a GenBank genome assembly. Lineage: Eukaryota; Metazoa; Cnidaria; Anthozoa; Malacalcyonacea; Plexauridae.
AUGGAGCUGAAAGGCCAACGUGCUUCUAAAAAAUGCCUGCAAUCUGGUAUUUUGCACUUGGACUUACCAUAUUACAAAUUGAAAUGCAUGAGAGGUUCACUCACUGAGGAGAAACUAAAGAGUGUUAUCACUGAAGUAAUCGCGAAAGAAAAGUCUUUACAUGAAAUGGAGGCAGAAUUUGUUCGGCUAAAGGAAAUGCGUGCCUUGCAGAAUUUCUUCAUCAGGCAUUCAAACUGUGAGUCUUGGAAAGAAGCACAAGAAAGGUAAAUGAAUUAAAUUAACACACUCUUUCAAUCAUUAUGUCACAACUACAUUGUUUUCAACUUAGGACCACCCUAAAUGGAAAGGAUUUCAAGUUGUUUCUCAUGAGUUAUGCCACAAUUAAUGAUUUGGAAACUCGAAGAAGUGCAUGCAAAAAUGCGAAGUUAUGCAAAAAUGUGUCCCUUAUCUGUCAUAUGCGUAUUGUAUUUUCAGCUAAGCAGCCAUUCCAAAGCACUAGUUUUUUAUCCAUCUGUGACUUGGACAAUUGCCCAGUUUAGACAUUGCAAUUCAUUGUUUGGGUGAAAAUAUAGUACAAUACAGUACACAUGUCACAGAUAAGUCAGCCUUCGUCCACAAUUCUAUUUAAUUUUAAGCUGAGUGUAUUAAAAUUCAGUUAUAUUAUUUUUGUAAGGUUUCCAUUGUUCACCACUGAAGAAAAACUACAAGGUUUCCGAGGCGAUGUAAUACAUGGCAAAUGCAAGGAAAGAUUUUUAUCUUUUAUGCAUCGAGUUAUGGCAACUGAAUUUGCUGACCGGGAGAAUCCAGCGUCAAAGAUGGUUGAACUGUUGACUGUCGACUGCCUGGCAGAACUCUCUCCAACAUUAACAGCUGAAAUUCCCCUCUUCAGUGGUUCAGAGCUUGUCUUUUUAGACGUGCCAAAGGUAAGAGAUGUAAUAAAUUAUCCAACAUAUAAUAGACAAUUUGCAUCACAGGCUAAAUUUUAAUGUAAGCAAAAACACCACAGCUAAAACACCACAGCUAAAAAGAACAUAAUGUUUGUCUGAAGUUUGGUUGCAAAAUGUCGUAAACUUUCCAAGGCUAUAAAUAUUUUCCAAAUCUUUAGCAAAUAUAUAAUUUUUGGCAUACAUGAAAAAAUUAGUCUAUAAUGCAAAUUGCCAUUAGCUGCCACACUGGUUUAGUUUAAUGCAUGCGAUCGCUACACAUGGUGUGGUUUGUGUGUGCAAUUGGAGUUGUGUGGUGACUGCAUUUGUUAAUUAAACUUCAUUCUGGUUGAGAUGUUGUCAUAAAUUUUAGCUCAUUCAACAUAGUUUGUAAUGAAGUGUGUCAUAUUUCUUAACUUUGUUAACUUUAGAAAUGCAGAAGAUUGAUUUUUGGCAAUAUUUUUGUGUGUUUUAAUUGCUUGCAUGACUACUCCUUGAAAUUAUAUAAUGUAUAUAUGUAGUGGUUUUACCUCAAAAAUGUUGCCACAAGCUUGCUUCGUCUAAGAGGAAUUAUCAGGUGAAUUUAAAUAACGUGCUAUGUUGUUGCCUAUGAUUCAGUACUGACACUGUAUUAAUAUAACCCUUUUGACAUCAAACAUGUACACAGUAUAUCCUACACAACAGCAUAGCGUGUUAUUUAAAUUCACCUGAUGAGUGUGGCAAGCCUCGUCUUGGGACAAAUUUGUAGUGAAAUAAUGCUCAUAUGAAGUAACUCAAGUUUGUCUACUGUUAUUAGCUCUAACUACAGUAUUCAUGAGGACUCUACUCAUUUUAUGAUUCCAAACUUGAUACCUGUCUACAUAUAUAUGGUAUAUACUAUACAGUAUAUCGUUUCGGGAAUCAUUAACAGGAUAAGAAAACAAGCGAAUUAGGUUGCAGAUGGUUGAUUAUUAUUUUGCUAUUUUGCCUCUCUAGGAUUGGACACAAGAGGACCUGAAACAUUUUUUGAAAAUAAUUAAGGGCAUUGACAUCAGAAAUAAUGUUCGAGAAACGAGAUAUGUGAUGUUUCCAGUGACCAACCCUACAAAGAUCCAGAUGAAGCAAGUCAACAUGAUGGCAAGUGUGCUGGAUGAAAUGCAGCUAGGAUGGGCCAUUGCCUAUUAUCAAUAUUCCAGUACCACACCAAAAGGUAACAAACUUGAUAAAUUAUAUAAUUCACAAGAGAUUUGUUUAUUUGUAGGUUUUCUAGUCAGUCAUGCAACUUGAAACAUGUUUACACAAUAAGUGAAAUUGUUUGGGGCAAGACAGUUAGUUAAGGCGGAUUUCCAGUCCUCGCACGAAGCUCCUCGCAGCUCGCUGCAAGUGAUGCAUGAGCACUUUCAUCCAAUCACAAUGCUAGACAGUUAAGUUAAUGAAAUAUUUUUUUUCUAGAGCAAUGUCUCCUCACAAACUCGACCUUCCCUUUCCUGGUAACCAGGACCUCCAAGAUUGUGAAGAGUAACAAUCAUUUUUCUGUCCCUGAGGAUAUCGCCAUUAAAGAAAGAGACAGUGGUAUGGUUUACAAAAGACAAAAGCCAGUAAAAUUAUAUGAAGAACUUUUAGAGGUUUUGAAGGCAGACAAGUCACAACAUGUGAUAGAUGCAUGCAGUGGUGUCGCCUCUUGCGCAGUGGCUUGUCUGUCAAAGGACAUAAAAUGUGUUGUUCUUGAAAAAUCUGCCAUAAAGGCGAGGUUAAUUUCUCAGAGACUAAAACAUUAAAUCAAGUAAACUCUGUUACUAUAGUGCAUCCUUAGCUUAUAUAUACAUAUUCAAUUACGGUUACCCAAGCAAUAGUCUAAUAUUUAGCUAUUUAUUCCAAAU